GACCGGGAUAGCGAAGGCCGCGGGGAAGGCGGGGGACGGGAAAGCAGCCUCGCGGGGGCGGGCGGGCCGCGGGGCGCCGGCCCGAGGGGUUCGUGCGGCCCCUCCGCUCGCCCUGCCGGCCGGCCGGGCCCCGCUCCCCAUGGGAUAAGCUGUAAACAUGUUCAGCUUUGAAGGGGAUUUCAAAACAAGGCCCAAGGUGUCCCUCGGAGGAGCGAGCAGGAAGGAAGAAAAGGCUUCUCUCCUUCAUCGUACUCAGGAAGAAAGGAGAAAACGAGAGGAAGAAAGGCGGAGGCUGAAAAAUGCAAUAAUCAUCCAGUCAUUUGUAAGAGGGUACAGAGACAGAAAACAUCAAUACUCUAUCCAAAGAAGUGAAUUUGAUCGCUGUGCUAAUUUGGCUCAGUCUGGAGGAACCUUUUCCACUGCUAAUGGAGCAAAUUUGACUCUUCUAGUUCGCCAGUUACUCUUUUUCUAUAGACAGAAUGAGGAUUCAAAGCGUUUGGUAUGGAUGUGUCAGAAUUUAAUUAAACAGAGUUCUCAGUUUGUUAAGCAAUUGGAUGGUCCAGACAGACUUACUUGCUUAUUCCAAAUAAAAAGACUGUUGGGUCUGUGUUGCAGGCUACUGCAAAAUUGCAAUGAUGACAGUCUGAAUGUUGCACUUCCUAUGAGAAUGCUUGAGGUAUUUUCAUCUGAGAAUACGUAUUUGCCUGUUUUACAAGAUGUCAGAUAUGUGACAUCAUUAAUUGAACAAAUUUUGCACUACAUGGUUCAAAAAGGCUACUACAAGUCGCUUUAUUUGUUAAUUAACAAUAAGCUUCCCUCGAGUAUUGAGUAUUCUGAUGUUUCUCGUGUCCCUAUUGCAAAAAUACUUCUGGAGAAUGUUCUGAAGCCAUUGCACUUUACGUAUAGCUCCUGCCCAGAAGGUGCAAGGCAGCAGAUUUUUGCAGCCUUCACAGAGGAGUUUCUGGCAGCACCUUUUACAGAUCAAAUAUUCCAUUUCAUCAUUCCAGCGCUUGCUGAUGUGCAGACUAUUUUCCCUUAUGAACUCUUUCUGAAUGCACUUUUAUUAGCAGAAAGUGGAUGUUCAAGAAGAAGUGAUCAAGCCCCAUGGCUUUUCUACUUCGUGUUAACAGUUGGAGAAACAUAUUUGGGAUCCCUUUCAGAGGAAGGACUUCUUGUGUAUUUGAGGGUACUCCAGACUUUUCUCUCUCAGCUGCCUGUGUCUGCUGCUGGUACAAAUUGUCAAGAUGCAAACAGUGAUUCUGAAGAUGAGGAUGAAGAGAUCAGUAAAAUGACAACUACACUGGGUGAUGGGAGAAUAUCAGUCCAGUACAUAACUGAGGAGUGCCUCAAGAAAUUGGACACAAAGCAGCAGACAAACACUCUGCUGAACAUGGUUUGGAGAGAUUCAGCCAGUGAAGAGGUUUUUACCCUGAUGGCAUCAAUCUGCCACACACUAAUGGUACAACACCGAAUGAUGGUGCCAAAAGUCAGGCUUCUUUAUAGUUUAGCCUUCAAUGCCAGAUUCCUGAGGCAUCUUUGGUAUUUGAUAUCUUCAAUGACUACACGAAUGAUUACAGGGUCUAUGGUGCCACUCCUUCAAGUGAUUUCAAGAGGCUCUCCAAUGUCUUUAGAGGACUCCAGCCGAAUUAUUCCUCUCUUCUACCUUUUCAGUUCUUUGUUUAGUCACUCACUUAUUUCUAUUCAUGAUAAUGAAUUCUUUGGUGACCCAAUAGAAGUUGUAGGUCAAAGACAAUCAUCAAUGAUGCCUUUUACACUAGAAGAGCUUGUGAUACUCUCCCGCUGCCUUCGAGAUGCAUGUCUAGGAAUCAUAAAGUUGGCUUACCCAGAAACAAAACCAGAGGUUCGUGAGGAAUAUAUUGCAGCAUUUAGAAGUGUUGGAGUAACAAAAAACACGGAAAUGCAGCAAUGUAUACAGACAGAACAGAAGAGGUGGAUUCAGUUAUUCAAGGUCAUCACAAACUUAGUGAAAAUGUUGAAAUCUAGGGAUACAAGGAGAAAUUUCUGUCCGCCAAAUCACUGGCUCUCAGAACAAGAAAACAUUAAAGCAGAUAAGGUCACACAGCUGUAUGUGCCAUCAGCCAGACACGUCUGGAGAGUCAGGAGGAUGGGGAGGAUAGGACCAUUGCAGUCUACUUUGGAUGUGGGUUUGGAACCAGCACCUCUUUCUGUAUCUGAAGAACGACAACUUGCAAUUCUGACAGAGCUACCUUUUGUAGUUCCUUUUGAAGAAAGAGUAAAGAUUUUUCAAAGACUGAUCUAUGCUGAUAAACAAGAAGUUCAAGGAGAUGGGCCAUUUUUGGAUGGAAUUAAUGUCACUAUCAGAAGAAAUUAUAUUUAUGAAGAUGCUUAUGAUAAACUUUCUCCUGAGAAUGAACCUGACCUAAAAAAGCGCAUUCGUGUUCACUUGCUCAAUGCACACGGUCUUGAUGAAGCUGGUAUUGAUGGUGGUGGAAUUUUCAGAGAAUUUCUGAAUGAACUCCUCAAAUCAGGAUUUAAUCCUAACCAGGGUUUUUUUAAGACCACCAAUGAGGGACUGCUUUACCCUAACCCUGCUGCACAGAUGCUUGUUGGAGACUCAUAUGCCCGACAUUACUACUUCCUUGGGAGAAUGCUUGGAAAGGCUCUUUAUGAAAAUAUGCUGGUGGAGCUGCCAUUUGCUAGUUUUUUCCUAUCAAAAUUAUUAGGGACAAGUGCUGAUGUUGACAUUCAUCAUUUAGCUUCACUGGACCCAGAAAUGUACAAAAAUUUGCUUUUUCUCAAGAGUUAUGAAGGGGACGUGGAAGAACUUGGACUAAACUUCACCGUGGUAAAUAAUGACCUUGGGGAAGCGCAGGUGGUGGAGCUGAAGCCAGGUGGAAAGGACAUUCCCGUCACCAGCGCCAACCGGAUCGCGUACAUCCAUCUGGUGGCAGACUACAGGCUGAACAAACAGAUCCGCCAGCACUGCCUGGCUUUCCGUCAGGGGCUGGCCAACGUGGUCAACCUCGAGUGGCUUCGAAUGUUUGAUCAGCAGGAAAUACAGGUUCUGACUUCUGGUGCACAAGUUCCUAUUAGUUUGGAUGACCUUAAAUCUUUCACAAACUAUUCAGGUGGCUACACAGCAGACCAUCCUGUAAUUAAAAUAUUUUGGAGAGUUGUAGAAAGCUUCACUGAUGAAGAGAAACGCAAACUACUCAAAUUUGUAACGAGUUGCUCUCGACCUCCUCUUCUGGGGUUUAAGGAGUUAUAUCCUGCAUUUUGCAUUCACAAUGGAGGAUCUGAUUUAGACAGGCUGCCUACUGCCAGUACCUGCAUGAACUUGCUGAAGCUUCCCGAGUUUUAUGAUGAGAACCUGAUGCGAAGCAAGCUCCUCUAUGCCAUUGAAUGUGCUGCUGGAUUUGAACUCAGCUGAGUCCAACCAAUGCUUAUUUGGAUGAUCUGCAGAGGAAAGAACCAGUGCCUACUCUAUAAGCAGCACCCAUAACCAAGCGGUUUUAAGGGAAUUCUGUCUACAUUUCUGCAGCUCUUGUGUCUUACCAAAUGCCCUCAAAUAGGUUUCAUUUCUAAACACAAUUUCUUAGUUAGCUUCCAUUACUGAAUAUUGCAUUGACACUGCUUUAUGACUCAAAACAAUGAAUGCUGUGUGCAGCGUGGCUGA
Molecule: messenger RNA, 3658 nt
Organism: Cinclus cinclus
Lineage: Eukaryota; Metazoa; Chordata; Aves; Passeriformes; Cinclidae
Gene: UBE3C
Product: ubiquitin protein ligase E3C
Exons: 23
Coding region: 158-3412 (1084 amino acids)
Biological process (GO): protein polyubiquitination; ubiquitin-dependent protein catabolic process
Molecular function (GO): protein binding; ubiquitin protein ligase activity
Source: RefSeq, a predicted model, not a curated record